Neltuma alba is the source of this 1941-nucleotide messenger RNA. Its product is annotated as alpha-L-arabinofuranosidase 1-like. Gene Ontology annotation, molecular function: alpha-L-arabinofuranosidase activity. NCBI's taxonomy places the organism in Eukaryota, Viridiplantae, Streptophyta, Magnoliopsida, Fabales, Fabaceae. The record is from RefSeq and is a predicted model, not a curated record. The coding region runs from base 1 to 1941 and encodes 646 amino acids. Gene Ontology annotation, biological process: L-arabinose metabolic process. The transcript has 13 exons.
AUGGCUUCUGCUAAGCUUACAUUUUAUGCUCUUCUAUCCAUAGCUUUUUCUCUUUUGCUUCCAUUCCAAAGUCUUGCUGCUGAUGGCAAUAAUACUGCCACAUUAGUUGUAGAUAUUGGUUCUGGAAAGCCAAUCUCCAAACAUUUCUUUGGAGUAUUUUUUGAGGAAAUUAAUCAUGCUGGAGCUGGAGGAUUAUGGGCAGAACUUGUCGAUAAUAGAGGUUUUGAAGCUGGAGGUACAGCACUUCCCUCAAGCAUCUCUCCAUGGACAAUAAUCGGAGAUAGAUCAUAUAUUAAUGUCCAAGCAGAACCUACCUCCUUGUUUCCAACUAAUCCAAUGGCUGUCAAAAUGGAUAUCCAUUGUCCUUCUCCUGCUACAUGCCCUAAUGGCGUUGGUCUUUCUAACCCUGGUUUUUGGGGAAUGAAUAUUGAGCAAGGGAAGAAGUAUAGAGUUGUAUUCCACCUUCGUGCCUUGGGACCAAUUAAUUUGAAAGUGGCAUUUACAGGAGCAGAUGGAAAAGAGUUGGCCUCAAAUAACAUCGAGGCUUUUGCAACUUAUGUUGCACAGUGGAAAAGGUUUGAGACUAUCCUAGAAGCAAAAGCUUCAGAUGUUCAAGCAAGUCUUCAAUUGACAACGAACCAGAAUGGAGUUAUUUGGUUGGAUCAAGUCUCAGCAAUGCCUUUGGAUACAUAUAAGGGGCAUGGCUUUAGGAAAGAUCUUUUUGAAAUGGUGGCUGAUUUGAAACCGAGAUUUCUUAGAUUUCCUGGUGGUUGUUAUGUUGAAGGUGAUUAUUUGAGAAAUGCCUUUAGGUGGAGGGAUACUAUUGGACCAUGGGAGAAGAGACCUGGUCACCUUAAUGAUGUGUGGGGUUAUUGGGUUGAUGAUGGAUUUGGCUAUUUAGAAUUUCUUCAGUUAUCGGAAGACCUUGGCACUACUCCAAUAUGGGUAUUUAAUAAUGGUAUUAGUCAUCAUGAUGAAGUUGAUACUAGUGAUGUUGACCCUAUGGUUCAAGAAGCUCUUGAUGGUAUUGAAUUUGCAAGAGGUCCUACCACAUCAAGAUGGGGUGCAGUAAGGGCUUCUUUGGGUCACCCCAAACCUUUUGAUAUGCAAUAUGUUUCAAUUGGGAAUGAGGAUUGUGAUAAGAAGAAUUACCAAGGAAACUACCUCAAAUUCUAUAAUGCCAUAAAGCAUGCAUAUCCAGAUAUGCAAAUUAUAUCAAACUGUGAUGCCACUGAUAAACCAUUGAAGCAUCCAGCAGAUUUGUAUGACUUCCAUAGAUAUUUAAGUGCCAAGACUUUCUUCUCAAUGUACACUAAGUUUGAUAAUGUGCCUCGUUCCGGCCCUAAAGCAUUUGUUAGUGAAUACGCCGUUACUGGUAAAGAUGCAGGAAGUGGAAGUCUCCUAUCUGCAUUGGGCGAAGCCGCAUUCCUUAUGGGAUUAGAGAAAAAUAGUGAGGUUGUUGAAUUGGUUAGCUACGCACCGCUCUUUGUUCAUACAAAUGAUAGAAGGUGGAUGCCCGAUGCUAUUGUAUUUAAUUCUCAUCAAAGUUAUGGAACCCCAAGCUAUUAUCUACAAAAACUAUUCUCAGAAUCUAGUGGAGCAACAUAUUUGAACUCAACACUUCAAGCUUCUUCAUCAGUUGUUGCAUCUGCAAUUGCUUACACGAGUUCAGUAGACAACAAGAGUUACAUAAGAGUAAAGGUUGUGAACUUCAAUGACAAUCCAGCCACUUUCAAGAUCACUUUCAAUGGUUUAGACGCAAAUGCAAAACUAUCUAAGGCUACAAAGACGGUGCUUACAUCUCCUAAUGUGAAGGAUGAGAAUUCCUUCAAAGAGCCUUCAAAGAUAACUUUGGUGCAAAGUCCUUUGGAGAUUGCUGGAAAGGACUUGACUUUCAAGCUUCCUCCAAAUUCAGUCACAGCUUUUGAUUUUCCAAAGUGA